Staurois parvus is the source of this 1615-nucleotide messenger RNA. The record is from the annotation of a GenBank genome assembly. NCBI's taxonomy places the organism in Eukaryota, Metazoa, Chordata, Amphibia, Anura, Ranidae.
AUGGUUGCUGCUCCCAUCAGCCGCCUGCUGUCCCCAAGCCUCCUCUUGCUGUGCCUGGGCCUCGCUGUGUCUCCGGGGGUGGAGGCGGUGCCGGAGCCGGGGAGCUGGACUGUGCCCUACUCUAAGGGUGAUUCAACGCCUAUUUUAUUCAGAAAGAUAUUAUUCAACCAAACAAACAUAGAACUGAAAGUUGAGAACCUGCGGUGCCCUGAGCCUGUUAAGAUUACAGUAAUGUGGUAUCUGAUGCAUUACAUUUGCUACAAUAAGUUUUCCACCAUUGAGGAGGCUCUUCAAAAUGAUAAUGUGCACACACAUAUGGAUGGACAGAAUAAUGAAAAUGCUAGAGAGAUUGCCUGUGAUAAAACAACUCACUCCAUAACAUUGCAGAAUUCAAAGUUGCAAGAUGCACAGCACACUGGAAUAGAGAAUAAGACCGAUUCGAAGACCAAUCCUUUUCUUUCCAAUUCAAAGGCUUUUGCUGCUCAAACAUCGCAAGAUGGGCCCUUUAUUUUUGUGGUUUCUAUAAAAUCCGAGCAGAGUGCUGCAGAAUGGAGUUUAUCAGUUUAUACCUCAAUGGAAGGUCCUCAUGGGUACAUUUCUGCUUCAGAAUGGCCAUUAAUGAUUUUUUACAUGGUGAUGUGCAUAAUGUACAUAGUUUUUGGACUCCUGUGGUUCGGUUGGUCUGCUUGCUAUUGGAAAGAUUUGUUAAGAAUACAGUUUUGGAUAGCUGCAGUAAUUUUCUUGGGAAUGCUGGAAAAAGCAGUAUUCUAUGCGGAAUAUCAAAAUAUCAACAGUACAGGAGUAUCAUCACCCGGUCUGUUGGUAUUUGCAGAAUUGGUUUCUUCCAUCAAAAGAACCCUGGCUCGGUUAUUGGUCACCAUUGUUAGCUUGGGAUAUGGUAUAGUAAAGCCACGCUUGGGAGCAGUGAUGCAUCGUGUAGUUGGAAUGGGGAGUCCUCUAUCUGAUAUUCGCCACAGUUGAAGGAGUGAUGAGAGUUAUUGGAACAAAAGAAUCUGACUUGGUUUUGCUGGCAAGCAUCCCUCUAGCUCUUCUGGACUCAGCAUUGUGCUGGUGGAUAUUUGUAAGCUUGGCUCAAACAAUGAAGACACUGAAGUUAAGAAAAAACACAGUGAAAUACUCACUAUACAGACAUUUUACAAAUACAUUAAUUUUUGCCAUAUUAGCAUCUGUAAUAUUUAUGGCGUGGACAACAAAAAAGUUCAGACUGGCACCAUGUCCAUCUGAUUGGAUGGAGCUCUGGGUGGAUGAUGCUUUCUGGAGAUUCCUGUUUUCUGUGGUCUUACUCGUUAUAAUGUUUUUAUGGAGGCCAUCUGCAAACAACCAAAGGUAUGCAUUCACCCCUCUUAUGGAUGAUUCAGACGAUGAAGUAGAAGAAUUCCUUGUUACAGAUCAUUUAGCAGAAGGUAUGAAGUUAAGGGGAACAAAGUCGGAGCCUAAUGGAACAGCUAAGCCUGCUGCUGCUAAUACGGAUGAAGACCUAAAGUGGGUGGAAGAAAAUAUCCCAUCUUCAUUUGCUGAUGUGGCGCUUCCAGUAUUAUUGGACUCCGAUGAGGAGAUCAUGAUGACCAAAUAUGAAAUGUCAAAGAUCGAGUGA